Messenger RNA from Durusdinium trenchii, 1002 nucleotides. Lineage: Eukaryota; Dinophyceae; Suessiales; Symbiodiniaceae. The record is from the annotation of a GenBank genome assembly.
AUGUAUGCUCUUCCAUCGUCGGUCACAUCAAGCACAGAUGGCGAAAUGCUAUCGUUCGAAAGCAUACAAUUAAGUACGCAGGGUGCUGAGCGACAAAGAAAAGACAUUAUGAAACUUGCACUGCGCUUUGAACUUCUGAUGUGUGAGCGCCGUUGCCAACCAGAUUCAGAGAAUCUCAAUGAUGGUGAGCUGCUCCAAGAAGUCAUCAACCGCUACAACAACUACAAAGCCAACAAGGCCAUCAAGAAGUGGCAAAUAUCGCCUGACCAGCAAGAGGCUCUACAAGUGGCUACCUAUGCUGUGACUUGUGCCAACUUGAGCCAUGAUUACAAGGAAGGAGUUAACUUCUGCUUGAGACAAAGCAAGGCGGAUGGCAACAAACACGCGGCCAAAGUGAUCCACCUGAAGGAACAAAUCGAUUUGGGCUUGAGAUUGGCUGAUCAGAUGAUGGAGCGCAUGGUCCUCAUGACAGGGCCAAUAUUGGCCAGCGAAAGCGUCCUCAAUGGCCUACGUGGCGAGUACCGGCGCAUUGAAGACAAGUUCUUGUCAAUGGGUGAUUACGUCACCCCUGAAUCUGGCACCUUCCUGAGCCAUGAGACUGGCCGCUCUCUGACUGACAAAGAAGAGACAGCCCAAUGGUUGGCCAGUCCUGGGACAUGCAAAUCAAUCUUGGAGGCUUGCCUUUCGAGGGUAUCCUCCCUGAAAGGCCAAACGAUCUUGGUGCACCACCUGACCAUGUAUGAUGGGACUUGGGAGAAGGUGGUUUGUGAGAUGAUGCAUGAGUUGGCGGACGUGUGCCACAUGGCGUCCUACUCGGAGACCGACUCACCUGCCAUCUUCCAGUUCGCCGUGGGUGGGGUCAAAGACAAACUUCUAGAGGAUGAAAGGGGUGGGGAGGGGGGCGAAACAAACCCAUUGUCAACGGUACAAUGUUCCAAACACACACUCACACACACUUAUGACAAUUCGCUUUUGAUAAGUGACUUUGGCAUACCCUGCUAG